This is a messenger RNA of Amoebophrya sp. A25, 9057 nucleotides long. The record is from the annotation of a GenBank genome assembly. Lineage: Eukaryota; Dinophyceae; Syndiniales; Amoebophryaceae.
GGGGAUGCUACGGGGGUGAAAGCGUGCGUGCGCGACUUCUGUCAGCGACAAACGUACUGCGGCGGCUAUGAGGUGCGGCUCCCGUCGCCACGCCGAAAGCUUUCCUACGGGCCGACCGACGAGGAUAGCUUCGGCUUGUCUUUCCGACUCCUCCUCGCCGGCGGGUUCGAAGAGGAUGGGGAUGAUCAGAGCCAUAGCCUGCGUUCGUGCGGAACGCACAUCUUAAGGCUGCUGCGAUGCAUUUCAAUAUAGUUAAUCUUAAUCAGAAUACGUGUAUGUUUUGGUGCAGCUCCUGCCUUACCAUGACUGAGAGGACCUGCUUUUUACUGCAAACGCUUUUUCCUUUCUUAAAUAACAUUGUACAUGUGAUUUGUUCUGGAUAGUAGUAAGUCGGUCCUUUAAGCAUAGGAUUGCCAAACUCCUGCCCGAGCCACACGCGCUGCUACCAACUGCUCCGCCCACGGUUUGCUCCUCGAUCUCUCGAUGUUUACCGCAAGCACGCGGACGCGCUUCGUCGAGGCACAAGCGUGCAGGAUCUCGAGCGGCAAUAUCGGGACUAUCAAAACAGCGGAGGCGGUUCAUAUCAGACGCCGAGCGCGCCGCAGCCCGGAUCCACCUCGACAAGCGUUUCAGGCAUGUUAGACUGGCACGAGCGAAUCAACUACAGCCCGUUUUCGGACAUCAUUCUGCCUUCUUACGACGUUUCGAGGCAUGUGGACCCGCUGAUGAUGCUAGACCAGGCGAAUAACCAGAUGAAAAUUUUUGGCGUGGUGAUGGCGGAGCGCACGUUCGCAAAUGCUGUUCAGGAUUCGUUGCGAGCCUAUGUGAGCCGGUAUCCUCCGGUUACAGCUUUCAGUACACCGAUUUCGGUGUACACUGCGGGAGACAUCGCUCUCUUCGACUUCCCGGAAUACCAUCUGCAUGAGCUGAGCGGUGCGGAACCAAAGAUGUGGAAGCACGACCCGAACCAGAGAGAUCUUACUGGCUUUCACCUCUCCCACCUCUCGCUCGGGUAUCGUCCGACUUAUACGCUCCCGACCUGCGCUGCUCCGCUGCCACGCGGAUACCUAGCUGGGCCAGGCCUUGUCGAAACCGCCACACGGUCGCCCAGCAGCGUUGUGCAGGCGAGCGACCUCGUCACGUUCUCGGGUGAGGCCUAUGCCUCGUGGUCUUCAGCUCCAACAUUGGACGGUCUGGCAGAUUAUAUUCCCGGAAUAAUACGUGCCACCUUGCAAAAUCCAGUGGAAACCAACGAUGCCGCGUUUCACCAGUGCAUGCAAGGCGGCUCCCUGGGAGGACACGGAGGUGCAUUGCCAGGCACUGUGUGCGACCUUCGCUGCGUUGGGGAUUACAUUCCGCGUCUCUCGGCGGAUUCAGGUUACCAGUUCGCCUCCAUUCGCACCGCUCGUGGUCUUCAAGUGAGCCUCCAGCAGACGAAAAAGGAAGUGUCGUCAGCUUCCUCGGUUCGUAAGAGAGAGGAUCAGGAGCUUGAUAAACAUCAAGAGAAAGACGCCAGAAGUACCGGUAAGAAGUGGCGGUCUUUGAGUUCCGACACAUGUGCAGCAACGUCAUCGAUGAUGCAAAUGUUCGUGUCCACCGGACUGUCUGCGUUUGUGUGCGUCCCUCCUUCAAGCGUAUAUGAUGUUCCAGUCAACGGGAACUGUCCCACGGCGGAAACCACACCGCGGCCACUGGUUCAACAGAGUUCCACAAGACAGCCCAUGGGCUUCCAUGGGCUGGGUUGUGGCCCAAUGACCUGUCCGCAUAUCGAUGACGACGAGCUAUUGAAUGCGUACGGAGCCCGCGUUGCCUCAACGUGGACGAGCGAUACAAUUUUCCAAAUGCUCACUGCCGAAUUACAGCAAGUGAAUGGAGAUGGGGGGGAGGAGGGCGAAGGAACGACCACGCCUAAUCCAGACGGCAAGUCGAGUUCACUGCCGCCAGCUUUGGACCCUUUUGCAUCCUCUUCACCUGCGCCAAGCCGGCGCACGUUGUACACACGGGAGACUCGUGGCGCAAUGGCAGCUGUCAGGGCGAUGAUGGGAGACGCAGAUACAGAUGCCGUUGGACGAAACGGAAAGUUGAAACCAGCUGCAGGCGAAAGCCCACGUUGGAAGCGGUGGAAAAGUCGCACUGGUGCGCGAGAAGCCAAGCCUCGAGCGAAGGUUGAGAGCACUAGCACCAGCAAGAGCGCAGCUAGAAAACUUGAUCACGAAGGCGAUGGUGGCUCAGAGAACUACGGUUCAGGUAUAAGUGCCGGAGGCAGCAGCAAGCCUUGGUUCCUCACCGGGCCGCCAAACACGUGGGUAGAUGCCAACGCGGACGCAUCUGUUAUUGAUCCUUUACUUGACGGCACCUCCCUCGUGAAGCCAUUGCAGUUGCAGAACAUUCGCUACCACUUCCCGAGUGUUUUUGGCAGUCAAAACCUGCCCCCAGUGAGUUCCUACGACGAGAGUGGAAACUUGAUCGAUAGUGCAACCAUUCCUGGAAGCGGGGGUUACGACAUGCCUUACGGGUCCUCACCCGCUUACAAUUUCAUCACGAAUUCGUACACUUUGCCGUAUAACCACCGAGCGUUGUCGGACGCCGCGGGCUCGCCGUGGCCGACUCUGCCCACGAGCACGAGCCUGGUCUACGACGAGGCUGUCGUGCCGUUGGGAAGCCAGGCGCCGUACCCCAUGGGCACACUUCCGGGUCUGGGCGUGACGACACAUGCUGCAAUCAUCGGGUGCGAUCUUCCUAGCACCCAGCCUGCCAACGUCUUCGUGGAGGUGCGUUGCAUCGACGGACGAUGGUUUCCGCCGUGGGUGCGAGCACUGCAGUCGGGGGCCGAUGGAAUAGACGUCUCCCCAGAAACUCGUAGACUGCAGAAGGCAUUCAGAUUGAAGCGAGCAUCAGUGGCAUCUGCGCCGAGACGUGCCGGAUCCGAAACCAAGACGAUCUUCAAAAUUGCUGAUGAUCAUGCGGAAAGCAAAGCAGUCGUAAAGAAUGCUGAACUUGCAACAAAAAGCACGAGCUUGAAGCAGGUCUCCGCAGCUAGGAAGGCUGUAGAAAAGAGUAGGACUACUUCGGGUGAGAGACGACUGAAGAUGGAACAGCGCAAAAAAGUCUUGGCAAAGCAGAGAGUCUUGUAUAUGAACAAGAUUCAGGAAAAGCUGCAAAGAACAAAGGGCAAGAGAAGGAGAACUACUUCGAUGGUCGAGGGUGAUAUCCCGUAUCCGCACACGUACAACGUUGAUCAGGAGCCACAGUGCUUUGCUGCCUUGCCUUGUCCACUCGAGGCGAUCACGAGCCAGCGGCUUGAAGUCUACCAGCAAGACCACGUGACGCGGUACGCUUCUACCGUGACCACCGUGCCUAGUGGAACCAGAGUGUCGGUCGGUUGCCCGACAGAUGUCGAAACGACUAGCACCGAUCCUGAGACCGGCAAUGUGAUAAUGCGCGACUUCUUUAUGCUGACAACGGACGCGGAGACGACCGCAGUCUUCAACCCGGAGCUGGCUGACAGCAAUGACUUGGGUGUCCGUACCUCCAUCACUACUACCACGACCACAGCAGCGCAAGCAGCGGCGGCGGUCGCGGCGCUUGAAGCUGCUGAGGCAGCGGCGCUGGCGGAAGGUGGGCAAACAACCACGACGACCCCGUGGCCUUAUCCGGGCAUGAAGAUAUCGAAGGUUACGCGCAUUUGCUACAACGGCGAUUGGCUGGACAUGGCAAUCGCAGGCACGCACUUAAUUUCGCAGGGUGGUCUCUUCAAGCGAGCCAUGAACGGCACCGAAGUGUAUUCGGCCUUCUAUGGUUCUGGUGCGCGUGCCGGUACUGCACCAGCAGGAGCAUUAACGUCUACGGUGUAUCCCGGGUAUUAUUAUGGGUUUUCCAUCCUCGGAGGAGAAGGUGGAGCUAAGGGUGAGAAUGUCAAUGUCGAUAUCAGCUUACCAAGUGAGGAAGCGCUGGAGGCUUUCGACGCGGCUGCAGCUGCAAUGGCUGCGGCAACCGCAGCGGACGACGCUGUGGCCGAUGGUGACGACGCGCAGGCGGUUGCGACGGCGGCGAAUGAAGCUGCAGAGGUGAGCUCGAUUGCCGCUGCAGCGGUCGCUUCCGCAGCAUCCGGCGCAACAAGCGAAGGCCCGCAAGCUGUCGCAGACGCCGUGAAUGCGGUCGCCACGCAACUCGAGAAAACUGCCAUGUCUUACACUUCUGGUCUAGAGGGCCAAUUUGGCGAAGGCUCGGGAGAGGAUGGCGCAACGACCACAACCACGACGACUACUACUCCUGUCCUCUUCGUGGUGCGCGAGAAGAGCCAAUUUCCAGCUUGCCGCAAGAUCCCACUGCCGGGAGAGAACGAACCGCGUACGCAAACGAUGUCGCGGGUGGCGCUGCAGGUCUCUUUAGCCGUGGACGCCGGCGCCUUGGCUAGCCAGGCGAAACGAGGGACUGCUGAGAACCCGGCACAGGCUGCAAUCGCGUGUCCAGACGUUGACACACUUGAAGCAAGCGCCCGUCUGAUCCAGGCAGCUAGAACAGCGACGGACGCCGAAAAGGAAACUUCUGUGUGGAUCCUCAAUAACGCAGAUCAAGUAGCGGCUUCCCUUUUGACUUCCGUAGCCGGCUCGGAAACGUCGAGCGAAGAGAGUAUCUUCAUUUCAACCGUAAGCUUCGGGGCAGCGGCGGAUGUGAUUCUGUCGCUGAACUACGCUGGCGGCACAGGUUUAGCGAUUCGCAGGAGGCUAGACGGAUCGAUCUAUCGCCUUACAGAGGAGGAAAUCGAGAUGGAAUUUGGCAUUUCCCCAUCCUCUUCGCGCAAGGAAAAUCCGUUCUCGCACCUCCCAGGACUUCAAGAAGGAGACUUAAAAGCCGCAAAUGACAAUGCGCGUCUCCGGAGCUUGAUGCAAACAACCGUGUCCUCAUCCCAGGUGAGCGAUGUUGCAUCCUACAAUCAGCCAAGAUCAAGCAGAGGAGACACUGACGCGAUAGGAUCCGGUACAGCAAGUCGUGGAGAACUUCAAUUGGCAGGCGGCGAACGAAAACUGCAAUCUUCAGGCGUGUCGGGCUCGGUGACCGUUGCGUAUGCCUUCCAGUACCGCGUGGUAACUGCGGACCCUAAUACACUCGCUACCAAGAUCGCUGCAGCAGAAUCUUCGGUGACCAGCACUACAUUCUCGCAGCGGUUGAGCGCGGCAACAACCUCUAGUUUCGGUUGUACCGUCUCAUGUGUAACCUCCGCGCCGGUGGUUCAGAGUUACGCUAUUCAGGAAUCGGUACACUUCAUUACAACAGUUGCUCGUAUGCUCAUUUUGAUUUUUCAACAGAAACACAACAUGAAUAAUCUUCUGUGCCUUUUCAACAAAACUUGAAGUUGAACCCCCCCAUAUUAGGUAGUGAUCAUGCCGGGUAAAUUAAGAACAAAACUUACCCCUCAGGUAACAGUGGAGAUCAAUGAAUGGAAGUAUCGUCCUUGGAGCGUGUGUGACAAUGGCUGUGGUCCUGGCGCGCAACUCCGUGAAUUCUUUUGCGACCAGAGCGCAGAAGGUGGAAAUCUAGAACCCUGUCCUGUCGAAGACAUUGCGAAGCUGCUCUUGAAAUUAUGGAUGGACAAAAUCAAAAUCAUACCGAUCAUCGACCAUUCUGUGUAUACCAAGAAACAGGGGGCGACCUCGUUCAUUUUUGUUUUCAUUUUCAUCUAAUCUGCUACCUGUACAUAAUCUUGUAGAUAUCUUUCUUGAAGAGAUUUACGUUAGAUUUUUCGUACUUAGAAUUUGAUUCGUCGUUCUCCUCUUCUUCUAAGUUACCAGAGUUGUUUAGAGUGGGGGGCGUGCGCUGCGAGUAUUUUGUGUCCGUUGACGGAAGAAUACAAUUGCGCUACGCAAAGCCUGAUCAUUUUGGGUGUGGUCGGGGUGUGCUCCCUUAUGUUCCUCAACUACAUGUACAGAGGUUGCCGUGUGCCGCGGGGUGGAAAUGUGCGAGGCUUGGCGUUAGACAAGAAAGGCAAGAUGCGAUGGUCCAAAGCGAAGGACAAAGAAACAGGAAAGUUAUGUUGCAACUCCAACUCACUCAGAGCAAAGCGUAGAGGUAGAAUAAUUUGAGUACUUGGGUGGAAUAGGGUGGUUCGCGUGCACGUCGUGAAUGACGCGCAUACUUGAUGUAAUGCUUGUGGACUUUCGCAUAGACUAUACCACUACGAGAGGGAAAGCAAUGACCAAACCUUUAUUUUACUCAACAACCAAGUAAUCAACCACCUCUAAGAAAGCAAAAGAUUACAUGGAAUUCCGACGAUAUCGCUGCCUAUCUUGCCUCGAAGGGCUCGGAAAUCACAACCGGCGUUGUCGUAGAUGACGACAUGAAGAAGCCAAAAGGAGAAGGUGAAGCAGACGACUCGUCGUCGUCUUUCUCAUCAUUUAAGGCGUUUGUGCAUCCACUAUCCAUGUAGAGAUGUUGAAGCACCAUUUUCUUUCUUGGAGUGAGGCUGUAAAACAGCGAAUAUGAAAAUCAUAGAAUAGAUUUUCAGGAGAUCAUGAUGCUGGUCUUGAAACUCGAUGGAUGAGGUCCUCUUCUAAAAAAUCAAGUGGCGAUGAGGAGAACAAGGAGGACGGAGAUGAUGACGUGGAAAAAGCCGAUUCGCCACGAAAGUCUCUAGGUUCGAAAGACGACAAACAAAUAGUAGUCACUGGGGCACCAGUGGAGAUCAACGACGUCGAUCUAGUAGCGGAUAUGACAGCUCGGCGGAGCUCGAAUCGUCCCGACAUGGGGAAGUUCUUCCGGAUGGCGUCCAUGGCAAAAGUAGACUUCGACGAUAUGAGCGAAGUAGUGGAACUCUAUCCAGCACCGCCACCGUGCUUUGCAAUCUUAUGCUGGAUCUGAGUGCUAAUGUCAAAUGAGAGUAUCUAUGUAUCAGGAGUUUUUUUCAACUUUGCUUUAAUAGUAACGUUUUCCUGAUAACUGAUGUGCUAUUUUCAAUCUUUCUUUCUUACGUCGUAAAUCGAGCUAUUACAUCAAAUAAAACCGGUAAGCACAAGCGAGAAUUAAGAAGCACAAUUGUGACUCUCACUCUAAUCAUCGGAGAGCCCGUCGAAUAUUAUUCGAGUACUUACUCGACUUUUCUGCCAGCAACGAUGGCGGCCCAUAACCGGUUCCUCAACACUUGCGCAGUGACUUUGAGCGCAAGGCUGUCAAAGCAAACCAGAAAGAAUGUACUUUUACUUCUUGAUGUUCGACACUUUUGCGACGCGGUUUUUAUCCACGAGACAACCAGGAGUCUUCAAGUGCUUGAUCCUUACUGAUUGUGCUAAGUAGUCCACUUUGUAAAUUGAGAUUGUCAGAAUCUCGCUCCAGUAUAUGCUUGUUCGAGUACCUCACCUCUCCCGGCUAGCAGUCAUGAAAAACUCAGUAGGUGGAAAAACACCAAUUAGAAAACAAGCAACUAUUAACCUUCGCCAUUAUAACUUUCCCAGGUCCCCUACAUCAUGAUUCGAUGUGCCUUGCGGGAGCACGAAAGAUGCGAGGUGUUUAUUUCGGAUGCUGUAGGAUGGGUUGGACCCGUCUUCGUUGAGAAGCGCAUCACCGUCAGAGGUCGCGGUGCUGAGUACGUAGUCGAAGCCGGAGAACUCCAAGGAAACUUCAAGCUUCGUACAAAUAAAAUGCGGGUGGAAAUUGCGAAGGUAUCUAUCUAUGCCUCUAAUAAUCUAAGAUGAAACAAGUAGGUAAGUAGUCUGAUAUGGACGAUACUAUCUAAGGGACGAAGUAGAUCAUUGAUUGGGCAACACUGUCAUGCAUGUUUGAAGAUGGAAGAAUCGACAAACCAUUUUCGUCAUUCCUCAUCUUCCUGAUUAAUCAAACAGAUUCGCCGGCAGUUUGCGGUAGACGACGACGUCGUUGUGUACUACGAUGACCGAUGGGUUGAGGCAAAGGUCCUUAGUGUGUACGCAGAGCAAGUGGGCCAGCACGCUGCGGAGGCUGCCGAGUGGCUGCAACGAAGGAUCCAAUUGAGAGCGGCGACCGCACACGGCCUUAGUUCAGGCAAGAAGAACGAGAUUUAUGAGAAAAUAUUAUGUUCUCUCAACUUUUUAGCAUGCGUCUUGGCCAUUUGCUUAAAUUACAUGUGAUUGAGAAAUUGAAAUUGAAUAUUAGGUAUGAUAGUCUACGUCGUGAAUGGAGGUGAACUCACUCAUGAUUGGACACGCUCAUAGAUAUUGACCGCGUCAGAAUUUUGUACAAGUAUAUCUCUAAGCAGAACGUCGGAAAAAGGCCCGAUUGUCGAGAGAAAACACGAAUUUGUUCGGUUUCGGCGGUUUUAGUGGGGACGCUGGAGAAACACCUGCGCGGGAAGACGACGACGACUCGCCGUCGCAGAUGCAGCCAGUCGGCGAGGGUGCGAUUGUGCCGGUAGAUAAGCCCGCGCCCCAAGAUUCGGAUAGUGGUAGUGAGCCAGCUAUCUCGCGAGAAAACACGAAGGAGAUCUCUAGAGAGAACAGUUUCGUGACGCCACGAAAGAAGAGCAAGCUGAGCCGGCGGGACAGUGUGGAGUUCCUGCGAGAAGAACAGAGUAUGCUAUCAUCAAGGCAGAGUCAGCCCAUGAAGACACCGCGUGCGAAGACCGAGGGGGAGAAUGACUCACCCAGGCCAGGACUUAUGGCUGGAGCUAAAUAACAAGUGCUUGUCUACAUACAAAUUGAAAUUUCCAUGAUAGGCUACAGGACGUACAUCGUACGCCAUUAUUUUUUGCUAACUUCGUGUAAAAAUUUUGUCAAUUCGGAAAACUUUUGUUAUUCCUCUCAUCAUGUCCACCAGUCGGAUUCCAAACAGAGUCAGUGGCCUUAUAUAUUCUGCGUUCUAUACUAUGUGAUACUACUUAGAACUAUUUUUCUAUCGUCCAUAGUCGGUCUGCGUCCUGCUCUAAAUCUGGACAGUCCAAGAGUGUUUCGCCUCAGAAGGAGGGUGAGACGCCUAAUCCUUUGCUGCACAGUGCGGCAAGCAGCCACUCCAUAGGAUCCGAAAAAUGGAAGGCUGCGAGAGCAGUUCUCCAGAAUAUUCGAACUUUACGCGCAGAAGAUGUUGUCCAGG